This is a messenger RNA of Exophiala bonariae, 1434 nucleotides long. RefSeq lists its product as uncharacterized. Gene Ontology annotation, biological process: regulation of DNA-templated transcription; DNA-templated transcription. NCBI's taxonomy places the organism in Eukaryota, Fungi, Ascomycota, Eurotiomycetes, Chaetothyriales, Herpotrichiellaceae. Gene Ontology annotation, molecular function: zinc ion binding; DNA-binding transcription factor activity, RNA polymerase II-specific; DNA binding. The transcript has 2 exons. Bases 1 to 1434 code for a protein of 477 amino acids. The record is from RefSeq and is a predicted model, not a curated record.
AUGCUGCAAUUAAAGCGUAGAAAGGCUUGUGACUUUUGUUACCGCAGACGGAUCAAGUGCGAUGCACAAAAGCCUCGAUGCUCAAAUUGUAUAUUGCAUGACUCAACCUGUGCCUUUGAAGCUGUAAGCCGUAAGGCAAAGGCGAAGCACCGAGAGUCAGGCCAAGUCAUCGACAUUCUGCGAUCACAAGUGGAGCGCCUCGAAUCGAGCCUUAGCCAGGCAUUAGAAAAGAUCGAGGAGCUUCGAGGGCAUGCAACAACCUUGGAUGAGCCUCCAGAGGCUCUGUCAAUCAUAGCUUCCCCUAUGGAUUUCCACGAAGACCAGGUCCAUCUGGGCGUCAAGGAGCAUCCUAAGAUCGCCUUGGCGUUGCCACCACUGAAUGAAGUCUUGUCUGCCGCGGAGGUUUACCUUACCACACUAAAUACCAUUCUUCCUCUGUUCCAUCCAGGUAGGUUGCUACAAUUAAUUAACAGCUGGUACACACACCCGGGUCGAAGAGAACGUACAGCAUGGGCCGCAAUCAAUGUGAUGCUCGCCUUGGCUCACAGUCGAAUUUCGCCGAACGACGGACCGUCCAACGAAAACGCGACAUUCUACCUCAACAAUGCACAGUCUGUACUUUCCGAGGUAAUCAUGGGUGAGGGUGACCUUCUUAAUGUCCAGAUUCUCGUCGGAAUGGUCUUAAUCCUCCAAGGAAUGCAAGACCUCAAGCCUGCGAUAAUGCUAAUUGCCAUCGCCUUACGCCUGGCACACGAAUUAGGACUUCAUCGUCGGAAACCUGAGUCUCUCAACAAAUCAAAAGCACUAGAACAGGAUCGGGUUUUUUGGAUAGCAUACCUCCUUGACAGAGAUAUCGGCUUGCGCUCCAGUCGACCACCUGUACAACGUGAGGCUGACAUCGAUCUUGAAUGGCCAUCGUCCGACCCUGAAGAUGGAGCUGGAAAUGUCACCACCUCUGAUGGUACCUUUCCGUUCAACUUUCUGCGUUGUCGGGUUCGUCUUGCGCGGAUCCAAGGUGAAGUCUAUGACUUCAUAGUCACAACUCGCGCCGGGAAGACGGAUAACUACCAGCGAGACGAUAAUAUAAUUCGUCUGAACCGUAUGCUCGACGACUGGAUCUCUACCAUACCGCUACCGUUUCGACCCAGCUCUGUCAUUAAAUUUGGCCAGCCAAACCUUUGCCGAAGCUUUGCAAUCCUUUACUCCACCCACAUUGCCUGUCGGACUCAGGUUUGUCAGGCUCAUGCCAUGGCGUUGCCCUGGAUACAGAACCUCCGGGGCUUUGGCAGAACACUUACGCAACAAGGGCAGGCUCUCCCAAUACCCCUGCCUACCCCAUCAUUUCGGGACUGGGAGAAGCUCGUUGCUGAGAUUCGUGGUUUUAUGCAGCUCUUUCGACAAGUGAAUCCAAGAGAUCAGGCAUUUAUAGGGUAA